UCUACACAAAGUUAAAAAAAAAAAACAAUGAUUCCACUCUACAUUUUACUAGCAAUUCCUUGUAUUGUCGUGUCAUCAAUAUAUGCAUGGAAGUUCCUCAACUGGGCAUGGUUUACCCCGAAAAAGCUCGAAAAAUCCCUCCGGCAGCAAGGCUUCAUCGGCAAUCCUUACAAAUUCUUGCUCGGAGACUUGAACGAGAUCACAAAGAUGGAGAAAGAGGCACUCUCAAAGCCCAUCUCCUUCUCCGAUGAUUUCCUUCCUCGGAUCAUGCCCUUCGUGCACAAAACCCUCGCUAACCACGGUAAGAACUCUUUAGUUUGGUUUGGAACUGAUCCUACCGUGUUUAUAUGGGAUCACGACAAGAUCCGAGAGAUUAUGUCGAAACCUCUAGUCUUCCGGAAGCCGAGUAAUCCGGCAGGCGAGACCUUGGCGAGAGGAUUAGUCAGCUACGAGGGCGAUAAAUGGGCUAAGCAUAGGAGAUUGAUCAAUCCGGCAUUUCAUCUUGAAAAAAUUAAGAAAAUGCCUACAUCAUUUUACAUGAGCUGUUGUGACAUGUUGAGUGAAUGGGAGAAGAUGGUACCGAGCGAUGGAGCGUUCGAGUUAGAUAUAUGGCCUUCUCUUGAAACCUUAACGAGCGAUGCUAUUUCACGCACUGCGUUUGGCAGUAGCUACGAACAAGGAAGGAAGAUAUUCGAGCUUCAGAAAGAGCUAGCCGGCCUUCUCCUCAAGUCGACUAUUUCAUUUUUCAUCCCCGGAUUCAGGUAUUUGCCAACGAGGACGAACAGAAGGAUGAGCCACAUCAGGAAUGAAGUCGAGUCGCUCUUGCUUGAUCUGAUCAAUAAAAGAAUGAAAGCAAUUGAAGCAGGGGAAGCCAUCACUGAUAACUUAUUGGACAUGUUGCUUGAGUCCAAUUUCAAGGAAAUGCAACAAAAUGGUAACAAGUUUGGGAUGAGUUUGCAAGAUGUGGUUGAAGAGUGCAAGCUUUUCUACAUUGCCGGGCAGGAGACAACCUCGGCCUUGCUCGUGUGGACGAUGAUCCUACUUAGCAAGCACUCGGAUUGGCAGGCCCGCGCAAGGGAGGAGAUUCGUGGCGCCUUUGUAGGCGGACGACAGCCGGAUUUUGAAGGGCUAAAUGGCCUCAAAGUUGUAACAAUGAUUCUUGAUGAGGUUUUGAGGCUUUACACUCCGGUGUUUAUGGUUGUUCGGAAAACACACAAGGAAACCGUGAUAGGGGAUUGGAGGGUCCCGGCCGGAGUGAACCUCAUACUCCCGUCACUAGAGGUGCACCACGACCGGGGAAUAUGGGGCGAUGACGCGAAGGAGUUCAAGCCGGAGCGGUUUAGUGAGGGAGUUUUGAAGGCAACGGGUGGGCGGCUCACGUACUUCCCUUUCGGGUGGGGGCCUCGGAUGUGCAUCGGGCAGAACUUCGCUAUUUUAGAAGCUAAAAUGGCCCUAGCGAUGAUGUUGCAACGUUACUCGUUCGAGCUUUCGCCCUCGUAUUCGCAUGCACCUACCUCGGUGCUAUUUCUUCAACCACAACAUGGCGCACACUUAGUUCUGCGCAGAUUGUAGUGUUAGAUUUAUGAAAGUUAGGUACAAAAAUAUUUAUUUGAUUUCCUUUUAACACAAAAAUAUUUCAUAAGUAUUAGUACUUUUCUUAGUACUAUUAAGUAAACAUUUCCAAGUUCAUGUAGUAGAAAAUGGAUAUGAAGCAUUCUUAUUGUAA
Molecule: messenger RNA, 1726 nt
Organism: Salvia hispanica
Lineage: Eukaryota; Viridiplantae; Streptophyta; Magnoliopsida; Lamiales; Lamiaceae
Product: cytochrome P450 CYP72A219-like
Molecular function (GO): heme binding; oxidoreductase activity, acting on paired donors, with incorporation or reduction of molecular oxygen; iron ion binding
Source: RefSeq, a predicted model, not a curated record